AUGCAUGCCGCGCAAAGAAGACAAGGGUUUGGCCCUCCUCACCAAAUCAGUACAGCGAACCACAAGACUGACAGCCUUUCGCAGUGCGAUGGCGCCUCCCCUUGCUCACGAUGCGCCCAACGCAGCCUCCAGUGCAACUAUGAGGCCCGACACCAUCGCACCAAACGAAGCCUACGCACUGAGAUCAAGUCUUUGAAGCGGAAAUACCAGGAAAAAGAGGAUGUUAUUGAGAGAUUACGACUUGGCCAUCAGCAGGGGAAUGUCCCACCAUGCGCACAACAUGAUGCUCCAGACAGCAUCAACGUUGGCAAGCGCGGCGAAGAGACCAGCCAGAACUUUGGCCAUGGACACUCCGGCCCCGUGUCGCCACCAAGUCCUAUUGCCAGCCCACACGAUCAGCGGUGGGACCAGCAAGUCAGAUGGCCGAUGAACUAG
Messenger RNA from Verticillium dahliae VdLs.17, 435 nucleotides. RefSeq lists its product as uncharacterized. The coding region runs from base 1 to 435 and encodes 144 amino acids. NCBI's taxonomy places the organism in Eukaryota, Fungi, Ascomycota, Sordariomycetes, Glomerellales, Plectosphaerellaceae. Gene Ontology annotation, biological process: regulation of DNA-templated transcription. The record is from RefSeq and is a predicted model, not a curated record. The transcript is spliced from 2 exons. Gene Ontology annotation, molecular function: zinc ion binding; DNA-binding transcription factor activity, RNA polymerase II-specific.